This is a messenger RNA of Pundamilia nyererei, 429 nucleotides long. Its product is annotated as golgin subfamily A member 5-like. The record is from RefSeq and is a predicted model, not a curated record. The annotation marks the transcript as partial. The transcript has 5 exons. Lineage: Eukaryota; Metazoa; Chordata; Actinopteri; Cichliformes; Cichlidae.
AUGAUCAACUCUAAGUUAGAGAAGGCUGAGUUCAUUCAGAAGCGGAUGCAGACAUUUCUUACACUGGAAUCAGAGCUGCAGUUAGAGAAGAAUACUGAAAACAUCGAUCAGCUCAAGCAGGUGAAAGAAGCAUCAGAGGACCUGAAGAAUCAGCUGGAGAACAAAAAUCCAGAGAUGUCCAAAUCUGAGACGGAGCUGGAUGAAAUCAUUCAGAGGCUGACGCAAACAUUUCCUACACUGGAAUCAAAGCUUUGUGAAACUGUCAGUCAAGUCCAGGGAGAUAAAGAGAAGAUGGAGAGACUGAACAAUGAGCUCGACUCCACAAAACAACAGCUUUCUGGAAACAUCAGUCAAGUCCAGGAAGAGAAACAGAAGAUGGAGAGAGAAAUGGAGAGACUGAGAAAUGAGCUCGAUUCCAGAAACCAACAG